GAACUCACAGCAGGAGCUGAGCCGAUCCACUUGCAGGCCAUUCAGGAAGAGCGUAAGACUGAAGGGAAAUCCCUGGUGGCGUCUUGACACAAACUGGAACACUUCUACAAGUAAGGCUUCCCUUUGUAGACACACAGGUUCUCUCCUCCACAGUGUUGCUGGAAGACCUUCACUUCAUCUCUGAGGUCCAUCAGAUCAUGGGACAGGCAUGAUGGACUUGUGAUGUAAACACAGGCCUGACCAGACUGAUGGAAUGAUUCAGUGAUUCUCAAGGCUUCCAGUGCCAAGGAUUUCAGCUUGAGGCACACAAUCCAUGCAAGGACAAGUGCUGGCGACAAAGACACAAAAAUUAUGGACUGCAGCCUUAAAUUCCAGAGAGUUAAACAGAGUUCAUCAGAACUUCUGAAUGGCCGGUCUUCUCCAUCUGCUCUGCCUCAAACAAUGGCAUCUGAUGCUUUCCCUGGCAAAGCAGUUUGCACAAGGUGUAGAGAGGACAUCCUAGACCGCUAUCUGCUUAAGGUCAAUGACUUGUGCUGGCAUGUGCAAUGCCUUUCAUGCAGUGUGUGCCAAACUACUCUGAGCGGACACACAACCUGCUAUGUUAGAGAGCGAGAGGUCUUCUGCAAACUAGAUUACUUCAGGAGGUAUCGAGCAUGGUGCUCGUGCUGCGGUGAAACGGUUCACUCCACGGACUGGGUGCGCAGGGCGAAGGGAAAUGUUUACCACUUGGCAUGUUUCUUGUGCUUCUCUUGUAAGAGGCAGCUGUCCACAGGCGAGGAGUUUGCUUUGGUUGGACAAAAAUUGUUGUGUCGAGUUCAUUACGACAGCAUGCUGGACGAACUCAAAGGUGCUGCUGAAAAAGGGAAAAACGUCUCUCCUGAAGGUGUGUUGCAUACAGGCUGUGAAAUAAACCAAAAGCCAUCAAAAAGAGCACGUACCAGUUUCACUUCAGACCAGCUACAGGUUAUGCAGGCCCAGUUUGCUCAGGACAAUAACCCAGACGCACAGACACUUCAGAGGCUUGCUGAACAGACUGGCCUUAGCCGACGCGUCAUUCAGGUUUGGUUUCAAAACUGUCGCGCCCGUCAUAAGAAGCACAUUUCUGCCCCUGGUUCAGCAGUACAGACAGGAGAUAUGUCUUCACUCCAGUCCAUGUCCGCUCUGAAUGAGCAGCACUAUACACACACAUCCCUGCUUACAGCCCUGCACAGCAACUGCAUUGAUGUGCACACACCAUCAUCUCUACUCUAUCAGCCGUUACUGUCCCAAAAAUCAACACAUUUACCAAUCAGCAGCAGCUAAACGGUUUACAAUUCAAUGUUGUGCCGGUUGUUUUAACCACAUUUAUGUUGCGGAUACCUUUGUAUUUAAUGUAUUCCAUUAUGUUUUCAUAAGUGCUGUCAAACGAUAAAUUGCAUCCAAAAUAAACGUUAUUGUUCAUAUAUUAUAUGUGUA
Molecule: messenger RNA, 1455 nt
Organism: Carassius auratus (goldfish)
Lineage: Eukaryota; Metazoa; Chordata; Actinopteri; Cypriniformes; Cyprinidae
Product: LIM/homeobox protein Lhx8-like
Exons: 11
Coding region: 352-1302 (316 amino acids)
Biological process (GO): neuron differentiation; regulation of transcription by RNA polymerase II; forebrain neuron development
Cellular component (GO): nucleus
Molecular function (GO): DNA-binding transcription factor activity, RNA polymerase II-specific; RNA polymerase II transcription regulatory region sequence-specific DNA binding
Source: RefSeq, a predicted model, not a curated record